Molecule: messenger RNA, 1515 nt
Organism: Paramisgurnus dabryanus
Lineage: Eukaryota; Metazoa; Chordata; Actinopteri; Cypriniformes; Cobitidae
Product: mast cell protease 2-like
Biological process (GO): proteolysis
Molecular function (GO): serine-type endopeptidase activity
Source: RefSeq, a predicted model, not a curated record
AUUUAACACAGAAGACAACUUCACUGUGCUUCACACAUCGCGUGACUGAACAGUGACUACAAUGAGCAUCUUUUGGUUUAUAACUACACUGCUACUGCUGCACUCCUGCACCCCAGGUGUCGGCAUGGAUCAUGGUAUUGUUGGCGGUAAUGUGUCCAUUCCACACAGCCGCCCAUACAUGGUCUACAUUCGUGACACACAAACACAAGCAGCAUGUGGUGGAUUUUUGGUAAGAGAAGAUUUUGUGAUGACGGCUGCCCACUGCAAAAGAAAUCACCUCAGGGUGUAUUUGGGUGUUAAUGACACAGACCAUUUACCUGAGGGCAUAGAGGUCGAUGUCUUUCCACAUAAAGGUUUUGUGAACAAGCCAGGUGAUGACAUCAUGCUAUUAAAGCUUAAAAGAAACGCAACUUUGAACAAGACUGUGAAUAUCAUUGACAUGCCAAAAGCUAUGCAAGAGGAAAUCUCAAGUAACUGCAUGGCCAUGGGUUGGGGAUGGCAGGAAUACAAUGAGAACUCUCCAUCAAGUGUCCUGAAAGAAGUGAACUUGACUCUUUUAGACUCUGAAAAUUGUGCCACACCUCACACUAUAUGUACUAAGGAAGAAGUCGGGCCAGCACGGGGAGACUCUGGUGGUCCACUUAUUUGUGAAAAUGUCCCACAGGGCAUCGUGUCUUACUACAUAACUGAUGAGUCUACAAUCUACCUUACAAUGUAUACUAAAAUCUCUCACUACCUUCCAUGGAUUCAUAAAAUCAUGAAUGAAAUUCUUUAAUGCACCAUGAACCAUGGAAGGCAAAGCUGGAAAAACUUAACAUGUUUGAUUUAAGAAGAAAGCUCUUAAUCUGCAAUUGAAUUCAAAUAAAGGCUCAAUUAAAAUAAACCCAUAUCUCUUCAUAAGUCUGUAAAAAUUAUUUCUGCAGCAACAAGGGCUUAUUAUAGUUGUGCGUCCGUCCUAAAGGUACAUUCACAUUAUAAGCGACUUUGUCGCUGUGUGUCGCUCGUCUCUUUCAAAAGAGGCGUUUCUAUAUCUGUUUGUCAUAAACAAAUGAGUAACGUCCACUCCAGUAACUGACGAGAGGCGGAUGAUGUGAACUCCAUUGCUUCAUUAUAAUUGGAAGUCGCUCCCAAAAGUCGCUCAUAAUUUGCAUAAAGUUAAAAAUUUCUCAACUACAGUCGCCAACGGUUAUUGUUGCACGUGUCGCCGGAAGUCGCCAAGCUUUCAUUGAAAUCAAUGAGAUUGCGUCGCUCUGCUACUGCUAGUCACUGCUAGCCUGAAUGCAGCUUAAGGCAUAGCCGCGAUGGCGUAUGCUACUCGUUUUUUACUUUUUUUACCUGACGGGAGGAGUUCUAGUGGAUUAAUCACAGCGCUUUUGGCCUGUGUAGAACUGAUGCGCUGUUAAAAUUUCGCACGUCAGGCUACGCAGAGCUAUGCACAAGCUACUGAUAACCUACAGCGUAGCUACGGCAUAGACCUUACGCACCACUAUAACUUGGGCUUUAGUUCUAUUACAA